Messenger RNA from Centropristis striata (black sea bass), 1154 nucleotides. Its product is annotated as immunoglobulin kappa light chain-like. The record is from RefSeq and is a predicted model, not a curated record. The coding region runs from base 309 to 1154 and encodes 281 amino acids. Gene Ontology annotation, biological process: response to bacterium. NCBI's taxonomy places the organism in Eukaryota, Metazoa, Chordata, Actinopteri, Perciformes, Serranidae. The transcript is spliced from 3 exons.
CAUUUUAAUUAUUAAAGUUCAUGUAACCACAACUGACACGUAAAAGACAUUUACUGCUCUCAGUAUCAGUUGGUACCGCUUCAGAGAUGGCUAAAUGCCAAACCUCAUGUUUCAGAGUAAUGUUUUUCUCACCCCCUCUAAACUGCCUUUUUGUUCUGUAUGUUAAGUCAUUUUGUACUGGAGCCAAGACGGAUGUUUGAGGUGUCACACAGUUUGACCCUCUUAUCAACCAAUCAAAUGUAACCUACAUUUUAAGCUGGUGUCUGCUCUUUCACUCAAAACAUUCCAUUCUUGAGAGCUCUGAGACGAUGCACCUGUAUCUGAUCCUCUGUGGACUCAUUCACCUGCCGGCAGCGAUCCAGUUGCCAGCUGUCAAACAGGACACUGGAGUUAUAUCUGCCAGUGUCGGGGACAAUGUGACUCUACAUUGUGUCUACGACAGCCAAGUGGCGAUGCACUUCUCCUGGUACCGACAAACCUUUGGAUCUGGACCUGAGCUCCUGUCUGCUGUUUACAAGUACGAUACACCAUCCAAAGUGUUCCACUGGAUGGAGGAGAACCCUCGUUUCUCUGUGCAGAGGGAGGAAGGCAUGAACCAUUUACGCAUCUCUGACGUCCACCUCUCAGAUUCAGCUACAUACUUCUGUGGAAGCUCACACUCCAACAUAGUAGAGUUUGGAGCGGGAAUCUUCCUAAGUGUCAGAGGACCCAGACUCAAGGAGGUGGUCCAGGGUCCAGUAUCUGAGACCAUCCAGCCAGGAGGCUCUGUGACUCUGAAGUGCACCGUUCACACUGGGACCUGUGAUGGAGAACACAGUGUUUACUGGUUCCAACAUGGACUUCAACAAGGACUCCUUCACACAAACGGGGGCCGGUGUAAGCGGGCCUCAGCACCGGGGUCUCCUUCACAGAGCUGCGUGUACCAUCUGCAGAAGACCAACCUGAGCUCCUCUGAUGCUGGAACCUACUUCUGUGCCGUGGCCUCCUGUGGGGAGGUGCUGUUCGGUAAUGGAAGCAAGCUGCUCCUCCAAGGUGACGUUGAAGUCCACAUGGCUCAGAUGAGAAUCUUAGCGUGGCUCUCCAUCAUUAGAACUACGGUUCUCUUGUUCUUUUCAACUAUUUGUGCCCUGCUGUACAUCAGAAAGAGCAGGUGA